Molecule: messenger RNA, 6175 nt
Organism: Micropterus dolomieu (smallmouth bass)
Lineage: Eukaryota; Metazoa; Chordata; Actinopteri; Centrarchiformes; Centrarchidae
Gene: trpm7
Product: transient receptor potential cation channel, subfamily M, member 7
Exons: 41
Coding region: 183-5879 (1898 amino acids)
Biological process (GO): protein phosphorylation; calcium ion transport; monoatomic cation homeostasis
Cellular component (GO): membrane
Molecular function (GO): calcium channel activity; ATP binding; protein serine/threonine kinase activity
Source: RefSeq, a predicted model, not a curated record
UCGUCAUGCAGCGUCAGUUUGGAGUCGCACAAUUAUGAAAAAGCAACCUUCCGUUGGAGCUGCAGCCGAAGCGGAUCUCUCCAACGUCCACCGGGCUUUCCUUCCAAGGCUAACAGAGAGCACCGCCGAUAGAUGGAUAAAAGCCACGACACAGCUCUUCCUGAGUCUCAACGGUGAAGAGAAUGUCCCAGAAACCCUGGAUAGAAAGCACUUUCACCAAGAGGGAAUGUGUGUACAUACUUCCAGUGUCAAAGGACCCCCACAGAUGCCUUCCAGGAUGCCAGAUUUGCCAACAGCUAGUCCGGUGCUGCUGUGGGCGGCUAGUGCGGCAACAUGUUGGCUUCACAGCCAGCUUGGCCUCGAAGUACUCGGACGUGAAGCUGGGUGAAAACCCCAACCUGUCCAUGCCCGCGGCGGAGGAGUGGUCGGUGGAACAACACACAGAGGCGAGCCCCACUGACGCCUAUGGUGUCGUCAACUUCCAGGGAGGGUCUCACUCGUACAGAGCCAAGUAUGUGCGUUUGUCCCACGACUCACAGCCGGAGAGCAUCCUGCGGCUGAUGCUGAAGGAGUGGCAUAUGGAGCUUCCUAAGAUUCUCAUCUCUGUCCAUGGAGGAGUUCAGAACUUUGAGCUGCACCCACGCAUUAAGCAGGUGGUGGGCAAGGGCCUUAUCAAAGCUGCAGUCACUACCGGGGCCUGGAUUCUCACCGGAGGGGUCAAUACAGGUGUGGCAAAGCAUGUGGGAGAUGCUCUCAAAGAGCACUGUUCAAGAUCAUCAAAGAAGAUUUGCACUAUCGGGAUCGCACCCUGGGGAGUCAUUGAAAACAGAAAUGACCUCAUUGGCAGAGACAUUAUCGCUCCGUAUCAGACGCUGCUGAACCCUCUAAGCAAACUAAACGUUCUCAACAAUCUGCAUUCACAUUUCCUCCUGGUGGAUGAUGGGACGGUGGGCAAGUACGGCGCUGAGGUCAACCUGCGGCGGGAGCUAGAGAGGCACAUCAACCUCCAAAGAAUACAUGCACGAAUUGGUCAGGGAGUUCCUGUUGUGGCCCUGAUCUUUGAGGGGGGUCCCAAUGUCAUCCCGACUGUGCUGGAGUACCUUCAGGAGAGCCCUCCUGUGCCAGUGGUGGUGUGUGAGGGGACUGGUCGUGCUGCUGACAUACUGGCCUACAUCCACAAGCAGACCGAGGAAGGAGGCGGUCUUCCUGAUGGAGUGGAGACUGACAUCAUCGCAACCAUCAAGAAAACCUUUAACUUCAGCAAGAGCGAUGCCAUCCAUCUCUUUCAGACUCUGAUGGAGUGCAUGAAGAGCAAAGAAUUGAUCACUGUGUUUCACAUCAGCUCCGAGGAGCACCAGGACAUUGAUGUAGCCAUUCUGAGAGCUCUACUCCAAGGUACAAACGCGUCAGCCUUUGAUCAGCUGGUCCUGACUCUGGCCUGGGACCGGGUAGACAUUGCCAAGAAUCACGUGUUUGUGUACGGACAGCAGCUCCUGGUGAGCUCUCUGGAGCAAGCCAUGCUAGAUGCACUCGUGAUGGACAGGGUGGAUUUUGUCAAGUUGCUCAUUGAAAACGGUGUGAGCAUGCACCGUUUCCUGACAAUCAGUCGGCUGGAGGAGCUCUACAACACGAAACAACCUACCAGCAACCCAACUCUCCUCCACCUGGUUAGAGAUGUGAAACAGAGUCAUCUGCCUCCAAACUAUAAGAUCACUUUGAUUGAUGUGGGCCUGGUUAUUGAGUACCUGAUGGGCGGGACUUACAGGUGCAACUACACCAGGAAACGCUUCCGAAUCAUUUACAACAAUCUUCAUGGCAACAGUAGGAGGUCGGAGCGCCACACAGCAGGUUCUGGUACUCAUUUGAGGAAAAGUCACGAGACUUUUAGCAUGCAGGCUGACAAGAAGGAGAAGACGAGGCACAACCACUUCAUCAAAACAGCACAGCCGUACAAACCUAAGCUUGAGUCCACCACUGAGCAGAACAAAAAGAGAAGCAAAGAAGAGAUCGUGGACAUAGACGACCCAGAGACACGGCGGUUUCCCUACCCUUUCAAUGAGCUGCUGGUGUGGGCUGUGCUGAUGAAGAGGCAGAAAAUGUCGCUGUUCUUUUGGCAGCACGGCGAGGAGAACAUGGCAAAGGCACUGGUGGCCUGUAAGCUUUGCCGAUCUAUGGGCUACGAGGCCAAGAAGAGCGACGUGGUGGAUGACACCUCAGAGGAGCUCAAGGAGUACUCAAAUGAUUUUGGGACGUUAGCCGUGGAUCUGCUGGAGCAGUCGUUCAGGCAGGACGAGACCAUGGCCAUGAAGCUGCUGACCUAUGAGCUGAAGAACUGGAGCAACUCCACCUGUUUGAAGUUGGCUGUCUCCUCCCACCUACGGCCCUUUGUGGCACAUACCUGCACCCAGAUGCUGCUGUCAGACAUGUGGAUGGGGAGGCUGAACAUGCGCAAGAACUCCUGGUACAAGGUGAUUCUGAGUAUUUUGGUGCCUCCUGCCAUACUACUGUUGGAGUACAAAUCCAAAGCCGAGAUGGCUCACAUCCCUCAGAGUCAGGACGACCACCAGAUGACCAUGGAGGACAGCGAACACAACUUCCAGAACAUAGCUGAAGACAUCCAAAUGGAUGUGUUCAAAGAGGCCAGAUCCCACGACCAUGUGGAGGCGAAGAAUGACAUGGAGACACACAUUCGCUCCAGAAAGCUGCCCAUAACCAGAAAAAUAUAUGCCUUCUACCACGCUCCCAUUGUCAAGUUCUGGUCCAACACGCUCUUCUACCUAGGCUUCUUGAUGGUCUACACGUAUGUUGUCCUGGUGAAAAUGCCCAAAUGGCCUUCUCCUCAAGAGUGGGUGGUCAUCCUCUACAUAUUCUCCUCUGCCAUUGAGAAAAUUCGAGAGAUGUUUAUGUCUGAAGCAGGCAAAAUAAGCCAGAAGAUAAAAGUGUGGUUCAGUGACUAUUUCAAUGUGUCAGACUUUCUGGCCAUUCUCACCUUCUUUAUUGGUUUUGGCCUGAGGCUGGGUGGAGGCGAUGCCUUCGUCCCUGGGAGGACGGUGUAUUGUCUCAAUAUCAUCUUCUGGUACGUGAGACUCAUGGAUAUCCUGGCUGUCAACCAGCAAGCUGGACCGUACGUUAUGAUGAUUGCUAAAAUGGUGGCCAACAUGUUUUAUAUUGUGGUAAUAAUGGCUAUAGUCCUGCUGAGCUAUGGCGUACCCAGGAAAGCCAUUCUGUACCCAGAAGAGGAGCCCAGCUGGAAACUGGCCAAAGAUGUGGUCUUCCAGCCGUACUGGAUGAUGUACGGGGAAGUGUAUGCCUAUGAAAUCGAUGUGUGUGCCAAUAACAGUGAAGACUCAGUAAAGCCCCUGUGUACGGCAGGAGUGUGGCUGACUCCUCUCCUACAAGCGGUCUACCUCUUUGUACAGUAUAUACUAAUGGUCAACCUCCUCAUCGCCUUCUUCAACAAUGUGUACAUGCAAGUGAAGUCUAUUUCUAAUCUGGUGUGGAAAUACCAGCGCUACCACUUUAUUAUGGCCUACCAUGAGAAGCCUGUCCUCCCACCCCCCUUCAUCCUCCUCUGCCAUAUCUACUCCCUCUUCUGCAUGUGUAGAAAGAGGAAGAAAGAGAAUACCUACGGACCAAAGCUGUUUCUCACAGAGGAAGACCAAAAGAAGCUUCAUGAUUUUGAGGAACAGUGUGUGGAGACAUACUUUCAUGAAAAGGAUGACCAGUUUCACUCGGGGAGCGAGGAGCGCAUACGUCUUACCUCAGAAAGGGUUGAGACCAUGUGUAUGCAGCUGAGGGAGGUUGGGAACAAAGUCAACUUUAUAAAACGCUCUUUGCACACACUGGACUCCCAGAUCGGCCACCUACAGGACCUCUCAGCUCUGACUGUGGACACUCUAAAGACCCUCACUGCUCAGAGGGCAUCCGAGGCCAGCAAGGUCCACAAUCAGAUCACCCGGGAACUCAGCCUUUCGAAGAAUGUGGUCCCCAGCAUCGCAGCAGACACGGGCCCCCACUCAAAAUCGUCCGUAAUAGGCAAACGCAGUGUGGGGGGCUACUUCGGCUCCUCUUUUCCCCAGGCCGGAGCCAAUAUUGCAGAUUCUCUUUUUGGGAUUGGUGUAGGGGGAGGGCCUGGGACGGAAAGUAGCCGGAGAGUUGGGCCCAGCCCCGGAGCAGGACUGGGGCUGGACCCCAACCUGAAUCCAUUGAGUCCAGAGAGGAGGGGGUUGUUUGGGUUUGGUCACCUUGCUACAGAGGCUGGCUCCUCAGGCAGUGCUGGCUCCAGUGCCUUUGUCCAAAGUGGUAUGGCCAUUUCCCCUCCAGAGCUCCAUCUCCGAGGCCACUCUCUCACCCAGAGUAAGCUGACCCGUCCACUAGAGCCUGGCUUGUCCGACUCCCCAUCCAGCCUGCCCAGUGUGCCCUCCCCCGGGGCUCAGUUCCACAUCAGCAGCACCCCUUCCCAGCCCAGUGGCUCCAGCCACCCUGAACAUGCCCUAGCUGGGCUUUGCCAGCAGCCCCUCCAACCAGACAGCACCACUGUAGAGUUUGGGGCGUUUGUGGGACAUAAAGAGAGUUUGGACCUCCAGCACUCCACACCCAAAGAGACCUCCAGCAGAGAGCUAAGCCCGGCCACACAGAGCAGAUCACAGGCUCAGCCUGAAGGUCACGGUCACAUCAGAGCAGUCAACUCUUACGCUGGCUUCACAGAGUUUGACAGAAACCCAGCUUUUCUCCAUCCUGACUCCACUCUGACAAAGAAGGACAGGAGCAGAGUGUCAGCUGAAGACAUCCUCAUCCAUGAGGACCCCAGGACUGCAGUACUGGAAAGAGUUCAGGUGAAAUCAGCCCAAGCCAGCAACAUACAAGCCCCCGGGGAAGAUGCAGUAAAUGCCGCAGUUUCUCUCUACACGCCACGACACACCCACCUCGGAGCCAGAAAGGACUUAGUACAGAGACAUCUGCUGGUGGAUGCUGGUGGAACAGCUCAGGCUAUUGGCUCACCUUUCAAGCCCGUGGAAAGCUACCAGUACUCAGCUGUGGAGCGCAACAACUUGAUGAGGCUGUCCCACAGUAUCCCCUUCACCCCUGUGCCCCCCAGAGGGGAGCCGGUAACUGUGUACCGUCUGGAGGAGAGCUCCCCCAACACUAUCAACAACAGCAUGUCUUCCUGGGCUCAGCGGGGCCUCUGUGCCAAAAUAGAGUUCCUCAGCAAGGAGGAGAUGGGCGGAGGACUCAGACGGGCCCUCAAGGUGCUCUGCACUUGGUCAGAGUAUGACAUCCUGAAACCAGGACAUCUGUAUAUAGUCAAAUCCUUCCUUCCUGAGGUGGUCCAAACCUGGCAGAGCAUCUACAAGGAGGAUACUGUGCUGCAUCUUUGUCUCAGGGAAAUUCAACAACAACGAGCUGCUCAGAAGCUGACAUUUGCCUUCAACCAAGUCAGGCCGAAAACCAUCCCUUACUCACCAAGAUUUCUGGAGGUGUUUCUGCUCUACUGCCACUCUGCCGGACAGUGGUUUGCGAUAGAAGAGUGCAUCACCGGGGAGUUCAGGAAGUUCAACAACAACAACGGAGACGAGAUUGUCCCCACCAACCUCCUGGAGGAAACCAUGCUGGCCUUCAGCCACUGGACCUACGAGUACACCCGCGGAGAGCUGCUGGUGCUCGACCUCCAGGGUGUUGGAGAGAUUCUGACAGAUCCAUCAGUUAUUAAGAGUGGGGAGAAGGGAUCUUAUGAUAUGAUAUUUGGCCCUGCCAACCUGGGGGAUGAUGCCAUUAGGAACUUCCGAGCAAAACACCACUGCAACUCCUGCUGUCGGAAACUCAAACUUCCCGAUCUGAAGCGGAAUGACUACACGCCAGAUAAGGUGACGUUCCCCUAAGAGGACCCUCCAAAACUAGGGGGCGCUGUCAAAGAGUCCCACCACUCAGCGAGGUGGAUGUUGGGAUGGUUUAAAGCGAGGGGGAGGGAGAGAGUUAACGAUCACAAGGAAACAGUGUUCUGUUUAGUCAAAGCCAAGGAGCAGAGAGGCGCAUCCAAUCAACUGGAAGAAUCACAACUGUGUUUCCAUCCAUCUUCCAUCUUAACCUUUGAGGAAAAAAAGUUUCAAACAUAUUUUGUACAAGUUGUGUGUGAACACAUACAUACACACAUAUAUAUAUAUAUAUAUAUAUAUAU